AUGGCCAAGGACCUUGCCACGGCUCGCAAAGGUUCCAAGGUGCUUGGAAUUGGGUCGGUCGAUGUUCGUAGCUUUGAGAGUCUCAAGAAGGCUGUAGAUCGAUGCGUCGAGGAGCUAGGAGCUAUCGACUUCGUUAUUGCUGGGGCAGCUGGAAACUUCCUAGCCUCGAUCAAUCAGCUGUCUGUAAAUGCCUUUAAAGCCGUCAUGGACAUUGAUGUGUUAGGCUCAUUCAAUACAUUGAAAGCAACGAUACCCCAUCUAGUUGAGUCCGCUGUAAAGCAUCGGUCUGAUGGAACCACUCCAUCGCCGACCGGGACAGGCGGAAGGAUCAUCUUCGUCAGUGCCACUAUUCACUAUACUGGCAUGCCUAUGCAGACACACGUCUCUGUUGCAAAGGCAGGUGUGGACGCGCUUUCGAACAGUGUGGCAAUCGAAUUUGGGCCUGUAGGAGUGACAUCCAAUGUUAUCAGCCCAGGCCCAAUUGGAGAGACAGAGGGCAUGAAACGUCUUGCUACGGAAGAUGCAAAGAAAAGCAAUGAGGCUGCUAUCCCGCUUGGCCGUUAUGGUUCUGUCAAAGAGAUUGCAGAUGCAACUAUAUAUAUAUUCUCAGACUCUGGGAACUAUAUCAAUGCUUCCACUGUUGUUGUUGAUGGAGGAGCCUGGCGCCUGCAGGCUGCUGGAAUAUCAGGCAGUGGCUUCUCGUAUCCUGACUUCCUCCUGUCAGGCAUGGAAGUCAAAGGUGUCUCGGGACAAAAGCAGAAGCCAAAGCUUUGA
Molecule: messenger RNA, 774 nt
Organism: Trichophyton rubrum CBS 118892
Lineage: Eukaryota; Fungi; Ascomycota; Eurotiomycetes; Onygenales; Arthrodermataceae
Exons: 5
Coding region: 1-774 (257 amino acids)
Biological process (GO): fatty acid catabolic process
Molecular function (GO): 2,4-dienoyl-CoA reductase (NADPH) activity
Source: RefSeq, a predicted model, not a curated record